AUGGACUACACAGAUGCAAAAUGUGUUGAAGGCAUAUAUUUUAACGAAAGAAAUCCCGACUUAACACCUCAAGAUGUUGAAAUGGAGUCGGUUGAAGAAAGUAGCAAAUCUGUAAGUACGAGAUAUAACAUGGAUCGUAAUAAAAAGAAUCUGGCUUUAAUAAUCAACAAUGAAACCUUCGACGAAUCGACUAGAAUGUCUCAACGACAAGGAUCCGAUAGAGAUGCAUCAGCAAUUAAACAGGCAUUGGAAUCAUUGCAUUUUAAUGUGAUUAACCGGAAGAAUUUAUCAGUGAAAAGCAUGAAACAAAUCUUUACGGAUAUAUCCACGAUGGACCAUGGGAAUCAUAACUGCUUCGUUUGUGUUAUAUUGACUCACGGUGAAGACGAUAACCUGAUAUAUGGCACGGAUAAAGAAGUAAGACUAGAUACUUUAGUGGAGAUGUUGCUUCCUAAUAAAUGCCCAGGUUUAAUAGGUAAGCCAACACUAUUCUUCAUACAAGCCUGUCGGGGAACAAAACUGGACAGCGGUGCAGUUAUGUACGAUGUUACUGAUGGUCAAGUAGAACAUCGAAAUAUCAAAUCUCACAAAGUACCAGUUUGGGCAAACGUUCUUCUGGCUUAUUCUACUGUCCCUGGAUUUUACUCCUAG
Messenger RNA from Octopus bimaculoides (California two-spot octopus), 651 nucleotides. Its product is annotated as caspase-3 pseudogene. The record is from RefSeq and is a predicted model, not a curated record. NCBI's taxonomy places the organism in Eukaryota, Metazoa, Mollusca, Cephalopoda, Octopoda, Octopodidae.